UGACACAGCAGUAUUUGGGGAGGCGCUGCCGACCCGCUGCUCCCAGAGAUGGCAGUAGAGCCGUAACUGACUGCGGGGCCUGUGCGGUGACCAGCGGCCCUGACGUUACUGAACCACGGAGUGCAGUGAAGCAGCGCAGAGCCGGGAAAAAAAGUGCAGCCAUGGGACACAGAGUAGGCUGAACAGGACGGCCUAGCUAGACACAUCUGUCGCUUCCCACUGUGGCGAAUGUCAUGGCCACGGCCUCAUCAAGAGCAGAGACUAGCCAUAACCACAGACGCACAUCCCAGCUCCAUGCCAUUGUGUCAUGUGCCAAACUCAAGAGAAAGAAAAGCGUUUUCGGCGCUGCCAUUUAUGUGGAGGUGACAGCAGAGGGAGAGACCCGGCGCACGACCAAAUCUCACAGCUCCUCCAACCCAAAAUGGGACGAGAGGCUCACUCUGACUGUAACGCCACACACGCAGGUGGAUUUCAAAGUAUGGAGCCACCACACCCUGAAAGCAGACGCUCUGCUGGGCAAAGCAACGCUGGAUCUCACUCAGGCACUGGAACAGCACGACAGAAAAUUGGAAAACGUGAAGGAGGUGCUGAAGCUGAACGGGGAGCAGAAGGGGGUUUCCAUGCCUGUUGGCGAGCUGACUGUGUACCUUGAUGGCCUGACUGUCUCUGAUCAGGAGGAGCUGGCACCGCUGACCAAUGGCAGCACAGCAAACGGCACCAAAGUCCAGCAGAAUGGUGACGCCAUUCAUGAAAACGGGGACUCUUCUUCCUCUUCUUCAAGGGCUGCUAACAGCACCAUGAAUGGAGCAGACCUGGGCCAGCGGUCCGGUUCCUGCUCAGCCUCCAGCGGUGCAGAUGGUCAGGUGCCUUCCAGUUCCUGCAGCCCUCCUCUCCAUCAUGUCCCCAGCCUGACUAAUGGAGAUGCAACAGCUAACUCCACCCCAGUACACCAACCUCCAGACAGAGACCCAGACGCCAGAAUGGUGAAUGGAAACUCCUCUGAGACUGUUCCCAGGCAAUCUUCAGCAUCUAGAAGGGAAGCACAGCCCUCUACAGGUGACAAUGAAGAGAGCGCUCUAGAUGCUUCCCUGCCAAAUGCUGAACCAUCCCCAGCCGCUUCCACACCUUCUCCAGCAUCGUCUGUCGCUGCUAAACCUGCCGAUGGCACCACUGCUGCUUCAACCACCUCAGCCUCUUCAACCCAGGGGGCUACCACCCUCACCGCAUCCUCAUCAUCGUCCUCUUCCUCCCCUGCACCAGGAGAAGCAAGUGCCUCAGGAGCUGGAGGCAGUAGCAGCAGCUCGACAACAACUGAUGGGGUGAAGCCCAGGCAACAGGCCCCUAAUGCUCCAGCAUCAGAUCCUCUUCCACCAGGGUGGGAGCAGAGAAAAGAUCCUCAUGGGAGAACCUACUAUGUAGACCACAACACCAGAACUACUACCUGGGAGAGGCCACAGCCAUUACCUACAGGAUGGGAACGUCGAGUGGACGAUCGGGGUCGGAUCUAUUAUGUUGACCACAACACCCGCACCACCACGUGGCAGCGCCCCACGAUGGAAUCUGUGCGCAACUUUGAGCAGUGGCAGAGCCAGCGCAGCCAGCUGCAGGGAGCUAUGCAUCAGUUCAACCAGAGAUACCUCUACUCUGCAUCUAUGAUGUCUGCUGAGAACGAUCCUCUUGGCCCUCUUCCUCCUGGUUGGGAGAGGCGUGUGGACUCUAAUGACAGAGUUUACUUUGUGAACCACAACACCAAGACGACACAGUGGGAAGACCCAAGAACCCAAGGUCUCUUGUCCCAUGAAGUGCUGAACCCCAUGUACUGUCUGUUUGAGUACGCCGGCAAGAGCAACUACUGUCUGCAGAUCAACCCGGCAUCGACCAUCAACCCAGAUCACCUCUCCUACUUCUGCUUCAUAGGCCGCUUCAUUGCAAUGGCCCUUUUCCAUGGGAAGUUCAUUGACACUGGCUUCUCUUUGCCUUUCUACAAACGAAUGUUGAACAAGAAGCUCAUCCUUAAAGACCUGGAGUCUAUUGACCCUGAGUUUUACAACUCACUCAUAUGGAUUAGGUAAGCUUAAUGUGUCCUCUAGCUUUGGUCAGUGUCAACAGGACUAAUGUUGUUUGACUAAAUAAUUAAAAAGCCAAAACUGAUGUCGGACAUCUUCAGGUGGGUGUCUUCGUCUUUCUGCUGAUGUUGGUCCCUUAUACAGGCGACAUUUUGUACAUGGUCUGAAGAACCGCUGGUCUUGAUGGUUAAACAUAAAUACUGUUCUCCGCAUCAUCGUCUGCCAUGGUUGUGGGGGGUUUUGCAGCUUCUUCAUAGCAAGACCCAGAAUAGUGUCCUUUAUCGGGUAUUAAUGGCGUUCAGUGUGAACGUAGCCUUAGUCUGUUGUCAGCCAGAUCAGAAAAUGCGGCUGCUCGCUCCACCUUUCACCUGCCAACAGUUCUCAGUGACUAUAGACCUGUUUCCCUGACAUCCCUCAUCAUGAAGGUCCUAGAGAGACUUCUGUUGGUUCACCUCAGCAAACAAGCAAGCAGCUAUCAGGACCCUGCAGUUUGCUUAUCGUCUUGGAGUUGAUGAUGUCAUCAUACACCUGCUUCAACAAACCUACUGUCAUUUAGACAAGGCAGACAUUACUGUGACGAUAAUGUUCUCUGUUUUUUACCACUGCUUUUAACACAAUUUAGCCUGACUUAACUUUGAGAGAACCUCCAGAAGACUCAGG
Cyprinodon variegatus (sheepshead minnow) is the source of this 2726-nucleotide messenger RNA. RefSeq names its product NEDD4-like E3 ubiquitin-protein ligase WWP1. Lineage: Eukaryota; Metazoa; Chordata; Actinopteri; Cyprinodontiformes; Cyprinodontidae. The record is from RefSeq and is a predicted model, not a curated record. The coding region runs from base 234 to 2072 and encodes 612 amino acids. The transcript has 17 exons. Gene Ontology annotation, molecular function: ubiquitin-protein transferase activity; protein binding.